Molecule: messenger RNA, 2335 nt
Organism: Theobroma cacao (cacao)
Lineage: Eukaryota; Viridiplantae; Streptophyta; Magnoliopsida; Malvales; Malvaceae
Product: Transmembrane amino acid transporter family protein
Biological process (GO): amino acid transmembrane transport
Cellular component (GO): membrane
Molecular function (GO): L-amino acid transmembrane transporter activity
Source: RefSeq, a predicted model, not a curated record
UCGUUCCAAAAAAUUUGCCCUCUCUCUUACCCAUGACAGUUGCGUAAAACAUAAUAAGUAAGGGAAACCAGAAGCAUACAAACGCGUUGACCCAUCACGGAUCUGCUGCUUUUCUUUUGACCCUUUUCAUCCAUUCAAUUCAAUUCAAUUCAAUUCAAUUCCCCCCCCAUUCUUUGAUGGAUAGUAAUUAUUCAGCUAUACCCAAAGGCUCACACGUAGAAUUGCAAAUACAAAAUGAACCCCAAGAUUUUAGAUCCCAGAAAAGAUUUCUCCUUUCUGAUGAUGGAAACUGGGUAAAUGAUCCCAAGGUUCUUCAUGAUCUUGAUGAUCUUAACGAUGAUGUUGAUGUUGAUCUUGGUAGUGAUAUUGAUGAUUAUGCCCUUGUUUCAAGUACGCCCAAUAAAGGCUCUGGUAUUUCUGGUGCUGUCUUUAACUUAACUACCUCAAUUAUUGGCGCUGGAAUCAUGGCUCUACCUGCUACUAUGAAAGUUCUUGGGAUUGUUUUAGGGGUUGUUUUGAUAAUCCUGAUGGGAAUUUUGUCCGAAAUUAGUGUCGAAAUGCUGGUUAGGUUUGCGGUUUCCUGUAAGGCUAAAUCGUACGGGGAAGUUGUGCAGAUUGCAAUGGGGAGAACUGCUAGGGUUUUGUCUGAGAUAUGUAUAAUUGUCAACAAUGCAGGUGUUUUGGUAGUUUAUUUGAUUAUUAUGGGUGAUGUUAUGUCGGGUUCAGUUCGACAUCUUGGGGUUUUCGAUCAGUGGUUGGGACAUGGUUUUUGGGAUCAUAGGAAGUUGUUGAUUUUGAUUGUUUUGGUGGUUUUUCUUGCACCACUUUGCGUGUUAGAUAGAAUUGAUUCGUUGAGCACCACUUCAGCUGCUUCAGUUGCUCUGGCUGUUAUUUUCGUUGUGAUUUGCUCUGUUGUUGCAUUGAUUAAGCUUAUUGAGGGGAAGAUUGAGGCUCCAAGGAUGAGCCCGGAUUUUGGGUCAAAAAAGUCAAUUUUGGAUUUACUAGUGGUUAUCCCAAUUAUGUCGAAUGCUUAUAUUUGUCAUUUUAAUGUUCAACCUAUAUAUAAUGAGCUUGAAGGGCGAUCUCCUCAAAAGAUGAAUCGAGUGGGAAGGAUCACGACUGUUCUUUGUGUAGUGGUGUAUGCCUCAACGGCUGUAUCAGGGUUUCUGCUCUUUGGGAAGGAUACUGAAGCUGAUGUCUUGACCAAUUUUGAUAAGGAUCUUGGAAUUAAAUUUAGCACUGUCUUGAAUUAUAUUGUCCGGGUUGGCUACAUUCUUCAUUUGGUUCUUGUUUUCCCUGUUAUCCAUUUUUCCCUGCGGCAAACAGUGGAUACCUUGGUUUUUGAGGGAUCAGCUCCGCUCACAGAGAGUAGGAAAAGGUCUUUGGCAUUAACAAUAAUAUUGCUAGUGCUUAUUUAUUUUGGAUCUACUAUGAUCCCAAACAUUUGGACAGCAUUCAAAUUUACAGGAGCGACAACAGCUGUUUCAUUAGGUUUCACAUUCCCUGCUCUCAUUGCUUUGAAGAUAAGUCAGCAAGAAGAGGGUUUGAGCUUGAGCAGAAUAGAAAAAUUUUUUUCAUGGUUAAUGUUAAUAUUGGCUGUAAUAGUUAGCAUUGCGGGGAUAAUUGGAAAUAUUUAUACCAUCCAAAGUAAAUCUGAAUGAUUAUUUUCUUAAAGAGUUUUGGGCCUGGCUUCCCCAUGUGUCAGUGUGAUAAUUUUUCUUGAAGUCUUGUAAUUGUUAUUCUGUUUCUAAGUUGCUCUGCUCUGCUUAACAGACAAUCAAAUGGUUUCAGAUGAUGGUUAAAGCCUUUACUGUGAUGCAUUUCUUGAAGGUGCUAUUAUGCUAGGAAGUUCACAAAAGGCUUAGAAGGUUCUGAUGGGCGUGAUCAUGCAUUGAUGUAAUGCUUUUAUAUACUCUUCAGAGCAAUAGUGAGUGAUAACUUGUCAAAUGAAGAGUACUUGGCAGGAUACUUCAAUGGACUCACAUCUCUUGUAAGUUAAUUGAAAUUUACAGAUUGAACAAUGCUACAGAUUCUUAGAUACAUGUUUCUUCUUUCACAAAAGUUUUGAGUAUAACUGUAUGAUGUAGGAAAAACACUGCAAUCAAAUUAAUUUCUAUCACUCACCUUUUCUAUUAGGAGGAAACAUUAUUGUGCUUCUGGACAAAGCUCUGCUACUUGACUAUUGUAAUUGUUUUGAUACUUGUGCUGCUAUGCGGAUGCAUCUUUUCACAUAUGAAGAAUAAAAUAUUCCUUCCUUCGCGAAAUUUGAAUGUACUUAUUAGUUGGAAUGGAUUUUUCAGCUUCAACUCAAUGCAAAUUAAAUAUUGCUGUUUUA